GAAAAUGUCUUCUUCCUGGCUCAAGCUGUUGGUUAGCGCCAUACUUCUGGUCCAGACACAGGCUAGCUCGCACUCCCUGCGGUAUUUCUACACCGCCUUGUCCCGGCCCGGCCUCGGGGAGCCGCUGUUCAUCGUGGUUGGAUACGUGGACGACACGCAGUUCGUGCGCUUCGACAGCGACGUGGAAACUCCAAGAGUGGAACCGAGGGCGCCAGGGAUGGAGCAGGAGGAGCCAGAGUAUUGGGAGAGAGAGACAUGGAAAGCCAGGAACACAGGGAAGAACUUCAAAUUGAACCUCAAGACCCUGCUUGGCUACUACAAUCAGAGUGACGACGAACCUCACACUCUGCAGUGGAUGUAUGGCUGUGACCUGGAUCCAGAUGGACGCCUGCUCCGUGGGUACUGUCAGGAGGCCUAUGAUGGCCGGGAUUAUAUUUCCCUGAACGGGGACCUGUGCUCCUGGACCGCAACUGACGCGGCCUCUCAGAUCUCUCAGCGCAAGUCAGAGGACACAGACGAGGCUGACCAAAUGAGAGCAUACCUGCAGGGCCCCUGCAUAGACUGGCUCCAUAGAUACCUGCAGCUGGGGAACUCGACCCUGCUGCGCUCAGACCCCCCAAAGGCACACGUGACCCAUCAUCCUGGACCUAAAGGUGAUGUCACCCUGAGGUGCUGGGCCCUGGGCUUCUACCCUGCUGACAUCACCCUGACCUGGCAGAGGGAGGAGGAGGAACAGACUCAGGACAUGGAGCUGGUGGAGACCAGACCUUCUGGGGAUGGAACCUGCCAGAAGUGGGCAUCUCUGGUGGUGCCUUCUGGGGAGGAGCACAAAUAUACAUGCCAUGUGUACCAUGAGGGGCUGCCUGAGCCUCUCACCCUGAGAUGGGAGCCUCCUCAGUCCACGGUCCCCAUCAUGGCAGUCAUUGCUGGUCUGGUUCUCCUUGGAGCUGUGGUCAUUGGAGCUGUGGUGGCUGUUGUGAGGAAGAGGAGGAGAAACCCAGGUGGAACAGAAGGGAACUAUGCUCCGGCUCCAGAUAAGUGUGGGGUGCAGGAUUGUUCCUGAGACCCUUGGAAUGUAUUUGGAGCUGGUGGACAGCUCAGCCAGCCCCUAAUUCCUCCAGCCUCAUCCUCUCAGU
Messenger RNA from Microtus ochrogaster (prairie vole), 1136 nucleotides. Its product is annotated as H-2 class I histocompatibility antigen, D-37 alpha chain-like. NCBI's taxonomy places the organism in Eukaryota, Metazoa, Chordata, Mammalia, Rodentia, Cricetidae. Bases 5 to 1063 code for a protein of 352 amino acids. The transcript is spliced from 6 exons. The record is from RefSeq and is a predicted model, not a curated record.